UACCCUGAAGAGGUUUAUAUUUAAACUACUUUUUCUGCACAAGUAAAUGGUAGGAUUUAUAUCUGGAAAAAAAAAAUUGCAGUAUUUGUGACUGAAGACCCUCUAAAUAUUUUCCAGUGUUACUGAGGGGUGGAAGAGGUACCUUUUGUUGUACUGUAGUUCCUCAAGCUUACUUUUUCCACUUCCUAUUAGUUUGCCAUUGCACUGCUGGAUCCUCCACAGUGCUUGCGAGCUGUAUUGUUAGGGGUAUUGUUAACAGUCUUUCUUAUUGCUGGCCCUUUUUUUGUUCUUAGCCCAUUCUGGCAGCUUAUUCAUAAGUCUCUGUGAUGCUCCAGGUUUGUAUUGCUGCUUUUCUAGUCUUUAUUUUGCUUCAGUUCCACCCAGGAAUAACAAAACAUUGGUUCAUCUACACGUAGGAACAAGUGGGCUUUUUUCAAGUGCUGGCAUUGAAGGGCUGUACUCUCGCUGUGUAUUUAUGUGUUUGGAUAUGUUUUAUAUACAGCCAUCAAAACCAUAACUUUGCUGGCGGAUGCUAGCUGAGCAGUCAUUCAGACCUUGCAGCCAAGCCCCCGUGGCUAUGGAAAGAUGAAGCCUUCCUCAGUAGGGAAGUCCCCCACCUUUUGCUCUAUUGCAGGUGCCGCUGGAGAGGGGGCCUGCUCUCCUUUGGCACUUCUUCCUUCAGUCCACCCUGGAGAUGAAGAUUUAUCAAGAGUAGCAAGAGAGUGGCAUGAUCAAAGGCAACACAACGGGUCAAAAGUGAAAGACAGCAAAUGUCAAAGGUGCAGUUCAGCUGAGAUUGAAUUCCUCUUUGGCUGUCCAUAAAUUGUGAAACAGAAGGAUGCAGAAGACUAUCCCUUGCCUUUUUGUACAUGAGUGAUAAGAGCACAAGAUCAUUACUACAAGUUUGCUGCAAAAAUGAGUUCAGAGGAGAAGAGUGUAUCUCCAGCUCACAAAACGUCCACUCCAUCGCAUAGAAGUGCCUCCUCUUCAUCAUCAUCUCAGAGGGACAGGAGGCAGAGUGUUAAUAUUUUGGAGCGGAAGGCUUCUUCAGGAAGCACCGACCCUUCUUUAAGCAAGCAGUUCCUUGAAAGUGACCCUAUCUCUCUAUCCAAGGAACCUGACAGCUGGGAAAUCAUAGAGGGUCUGAAAAUAGGCCAGACAAAUGUCCAGAAGCCAGACAAACAUGAAGGUUUCAUGCUGAAAAAGAGAAAAUGGCCUUUAAAAGGUUGGCACAAGAGGUUUUUUGUCCUGGAUAACGGAAUGCUGAAAUACUCAAAGUCACCAAUUGAUAUACAGAAAGGCAAAGUCCACGGGAGCAUUGAUGUCGGUUUAUCAGUUAUGUCUAUAAAAAAGAAGGCUCGUAGAAUAGAUCUUGACACAGAAGAACACAUCUAUCAUCUGAAGGUGAAGUCCCAGGAUUCAUUUGAUGCAUGGGUUUCAAAAUUACGCCACCACCGGUUGUACCGUCAGAAUGAGAUUGUGAGAUCUCCGAGAGAUGCUAGCUUUCAUAUAUUCCCUUCCGCCUCUACUACAGAGUCUUCACCAGCUGCUAAUGUGUCUGAUGGAAAGGUGCAACAAAAUAGUUUCCCCUGUCAGUCUCCUAUACCUUGCAGUAACAGCCUCCCUGCCACCUGCACUACUGGUCAGAGUAAAGUAGCAGCCUGGUUGCAGGACUCUGAAGAGAUGGACAGAUGUGCAGAAGAUCUUGCUCAUUGUCAGUCAAACCUUGUGGAACUCAGUAAACUUCUUCAAAAUUUAGAAAUACUACAGAGAACUCAGUCAGCACCAAAUUUCACAGAGAUGCAGGCUAACUGUGUAGAUAUUUCAAAGAAAGACAAGCGGGUCACAAGACGAUGGAGAACAAAAAGUGUCAGCAAAGAUGCAAAAAUUCAACUUCAGGUCCCUUUCAGUGCUACAAUGUCACCCGUUCGACUACAUUCAUCCAAUCCCAACCUUUGUGCAGACAUUGAGUUUCAGACUCCCCCAAGCCAUGUAACGGACCCUCUGGAGUGCUCCACUGAGUACAUGAAACUUCAAGAAGAAUUCUGCCUGAUGGCGCAAAAAGUGCAUUCUCUUUUGAAGUCUGCCUUUAACAGCAUAGCUAUAGAGAAGGAGAAGCUUAAGCAGAUUGUUUCAGAGCAGGAUCUUACAGGCCACAAUGCUCAAAUAGCACACCUCAGACAGUCCCUCUCUCAGGCUCUCAACCAGAAUGCUGAACUAAGGAGUCGCUUGAACAGAAUACAUUCAGAAUCUGUUAUUUGUGAUCAGGUUGUCAGUGUAAAUAUUAUCCCUAGUCCUGAUGAGACGGGUGAACAAAUUCAUGUCAGUUUGCCACUGUCUCAGCAAGUUUCUAAUGAGAGCAGGCUCUCUAUGUCUGAAUCCGUUUCAGAGUUCUUUGAUGCACAGGAAGUGCUUCUAUCUGCCAGCUCCUCAGAAAACGAGGCUUCUGAUGAUGAAUCUUAUAUCAGUGAUGUGAGUGAUAAUAUAUCUGAGGACAACACCAGUGUUGCAGACAACAUUUCUCGGCAAAUUCUCAAUGGUGAGCUAACAGGAGGCGCAUUCAGGAAUGGACGGAGAACUUGUCUCCCAGCUCCCAGCCCUGACACCAGUAAUAUCAAUCUGUGGAAUAUUUUGAGAAAUAACAUUGGCAAAGAUCUUUCCAAAGUAUCCAUGCCAGUUGAGCUAAAUGAACCUCUGAAUACCUUGCAACAUCUUUGUGAAGAGCUGGAAUACAGUGAACUCUUGGACAAGGCUGCUGAAACAGAUGAUCCUUAUGAACGCAUGGUUCUCAUAGCUGCUUUUGCAGCGUCAGGCUAUGCCUCUACCUACUUCAGAGCAGGAAGCAAGCCAUUCAACCCAGUGCUUGGUGAAACUUAUGAAUGUAUUAGAGAAGACAAAGGGUUUCGAUUUUUCUCAGAGCAGGUUAGCCACCAUCCUCCCAUUUCGGCCUGUCACUGUGAAUCGAAGAACUUUGUGUUUUGGCAAGAUAUCAGGUGGAAAAACAAAUUCUGGGGGAAAUCAAUGGAAAUUCUGCCAGUUGGAACCUUGAAUGUGACUCUUCCAAAGUAUGGAGACUACUAUGUCUGGAACAAAGUCACUACUUGCAUACAUAAUAUUCUUAGUGGAAGGAGGUGGAUAGAACACUAUGGAGAGAUAACUAUCAGAAACACAAAAAGCAGUGUUUGUAUCUGUAAACUCACAUUUGUCAAGGUGAACUACUGGAAUUCAAAUGUAAAUGAGGUCCAGGGUGUUGUGAUAGAUCAAGAAGGGAAGGUGGUUCAUCGCCUUUUUGGAAAGUGGCAUGAAGGCCUUUAUUGUGGGGUUGCACCUUCAGCCAAAUGCAUAUGGAGGCCAGGCUCCAUGCCAACCAAUUAUGAACGUUAUUAUGGCUUCACGAGGUUUGCUAUUGAGCUCAAUGAAUUAGAUCCUUUACUGAAAGAUCUUCUUCCUUCAACAGAUGCACGAUUCAGGCCGGAUCAAAGGCUUCUGGAGGAAGGAAAUGUAGAAGCGGCAGCAUCUGAGAAACAAAGAAUAGAGGAACUCCAGAGAGCUCGGAGGCGGUACAUGGAAGAAAACAGCAUUGAAUAUGUACCCAAAUUUUUUAAAAAAGUUAUCGACGCUAAUCAAAGAGAAGCCUGGGUUACCAAUGACACCUACUGGGAACUGCGGAAGGAUCCUGGCUUUAGUAAAGUAGAAAUUCCUGUACUCUGGUAAACUGAGAAUGUAGAUCUAGUAAACAUAUCACUCUGAAGAAAAAAAUAACUAUGCACAAUAUGUUUCUUAUAGCUAAGCGUGGUUUGUGGGUCUACGGAAAAACCUAUCAUUUGCAUUUAUAUUCAUCUUUAUAACGGACUUUUGGAAGUGCAUUAGACCAGGCCCCUGACCACUUCUGGAUCUUUUUAAUUUUGCAGCAGCCAUUAAAAAAAAAAAAAAGAAAGAAAAAAAAAAAGAAAUAGAAACCUUUUAAAGUUUCAUACCUGAAAAUUCAGAACUAAAGAAGCAGAUGAGUUAUCCAAAGUCACUCGGAAGAGGUGGUAAACGCAAAACUGCAACCGGUGCUUUAAACAGACAUUAAGAGUAAUGUAAGUUAAAUUAAAAAAAAAAAAAAAAAGGAAGAAAAAGAGAAAAAAUUCCAUUUUGUUUCAACUAUUUUUGUUAAAAACUCUUGGGUCACAACACUGUCAUUUCUGGCUUCAGGUUAGUCCUUUUGUGUGAUGUGGUUGGACUGACCUUUGUCAAAAAGAUACGUUGUUCUGGAAGCUGUUCCCAUUCAUAUGCCAUUGUUCAUGCCUUAAAACAUGAAGAUGUACAGUAAGUAAUUUUAAAAUAUGUAUGCUUAGGCUUGUGUGAAGGGCAGAUUUUUAAAGCACUAGAAUUUUAUCAUGAUAUAAAUAUUGGAGAAGCUGCAUUAUUUAAAAUCAAAAGACAACCAAACAUCUAACUAUUUCGGAGGAAUGAGAUCUACUGUACGUGCUUUAGCUUUGGGAAGCUGACUGUAUAAUCAGACUGAACAGAAACUGCUAACUGGUUGAAUUUGAGGCAAUUUUGUUAAAUGCAUAUGAAUUGCUAGUCAGAAAGUUCAUAUUCUGAAAGACUGAUGCUGAGAUGCAGUCGUCAUUUUUACCGCUGGCUGGACAUAGUCUCACAGUGAAUCUCAUUUACCCGUUAACUGUUUAUACAAUUAGAAUUCCCUCAAGCUUUGCAACAGCAUUAAAAGCACAGAAAGAUUUAAUCGGAAGGCCUCUGGCUUCUCUCCAGAAGCUGGAUAGUACUGUAAAUGCAACUAUUUUCUGCCACACGCACUGUUUACUGGCUCUGUUUUUUCCCCAUACACUUUUCUUAUCUAAAUUUAUAUUUGAGAGUUUGGCAGAGGCUCCUAUGCGUUGUAGCUCACAACUACUACUUGUGUUGCCAGAAUAGCUUUUGUGCAAAAUUAUAUUUUACGGUUUUUCAUAAAGUGAUUCUAUAUUUUUUGAUUAAGAACCAAAUCUCAUACGUGUUGCUAAGCCUCAGUUAAAGUAUGUGGGAGAAGGCUUGGCACUUUCUAUUUGAAAAUCUCUGGAACAUUAAAAGCAGGAAGGCAGAUUUUAAUAAAAGGAAAAAACGUAAUUUUAUUAGGUUAAAAACUGCAUUCCAUAUGGUGUGAUCUAGUCUUCCAUUUAUGCAUGUAUUAUACAUCCAGGCACUGAUGAUAGGUUAGAUUUCAUGCAUAUACACUGUAUUUAUUUCUGCACAUAUAUGGCGUAUGUAGUGCCCUUGAAUUUUUCUAUUUGAGAUCGAUUUCAGUACUGAGACCUAAAAAAAGUUAUUAAAUAGGUAUGUGAUCCUGCCAGCAGAGCAACUUGAACAGUUCCCAGUAGACUACGACGCAUACCCAGCUCUACGCCUGCUUCUUCCUUUUGCAGAGUCAGGUCCCUAGAGAACUGAGAUCACUUUGAUUAUUUAAUAUGCAUUUACGUCUCCCCCUUGUUUGUAUGGCAAAGCGACUGGCUACUAAUGAAUUCCAAUUUCUUCACGUAGUUCUGGUAUCAGGAAGAACUAUGAAAACCUGAAGAAAAUAUUAAGUAGACUUUUUAAGAAUUGUGAAUGCUCAUGAAUUGCUUAUGAAUAUUUGAUAUUAAAAAAAUACGUGCAGAUUAACAGGAUUUCUUCCAAAGAAAAUUUUGAUUUUUUCAAAGAAUGAUAUAUUUUUCUUUACUAGUUGAACCUAGUCUGUCUUUUUUAUUUUAUUUUUUUAGUUUUCCAAUUUUUACUAUAAGAAAAUGAAAAUAUAUCAAAGUUUGGGGUUUUUUAAUCAUGUUUGGUUAACUUCAUCCUACUUACUUUAAUGACAUUACACCAUGAAACAAAUUGGCACAUUGUGGGCAAAAUAGCAAUUAAUUAUCCUGUGUCACUUUCCUUAAAAACAACAUUUUUAAACAUUACUGCUCACUUCAAGCUCCAGUCUUUGUGUGCAGUUCACCGUGAUAUUAGAAAAUAUUAUGUGUGUAGGACUGCAAGUACAUUUGAGAGACAGAAACUGCAUGUCCUCAAAUUUUGUUGAAAGUUGGUUUUUAAUUUAAAUGCAGAAAUAAGGUCUUCAGUUUUACAGUGUUCUGCUAGUGUUUUGUGAAUGGCAUUAUUUGCAAUGCAAAUUGAAACUUGGUGAACACUAAAGAUGCUAUCACUGGUUUAAUUAAUUUUUACAAUUGUUUGUUUGACACUCAUUGAAAGAAAAAUAUCAUUAACUUUUAGAAUUAAAAAAAAUUGGUAAUAUGCUAAAUCUUUUUCUUGAAGGUACUUUUUAAGCCUACUCAAUGUUAAAUUUGUUAACUACUAAGUAGAGGAAACACAAAACCAUGCAUUACAAAAUAUUUGCAGUCUUUAGCUGAAAUUGAAAAGUGCUAGCAGAUAUACUGUAAAGCAAUUUCUUAUAGUGCAGAAUUCUCUGGAUUCUGUGCAAUAUCUUUUAUUCAAUUUUUCCUGUAACCUUGGGCGACAUCAUGACAUAUUUUGUUCUAUUUCUAAAGAGAAUGUGUUAACAAAAGAUAGGUCUGGGGGCUUCUGUCCAAAUUACAAUUUUUAGACAACCUGUGAAAUUUCACCAGCAGUAAGUCGUGGGCGAUAGUGGGCUUUCCACAUCCCCUGCCAGCGCAGCGCAGAAUGGGGUUUCCCAUGCUGCAAUGGGAAUGCGUUGUUGGUCCCUUUGCAGCCCCCCACCCACUGUAAGUGCCUGCUGCUUUUCGGCAGGGCUGCGGCUUGGCUGCCCCUUCCCAGCAUGGGAUUUUUCCGCCCCAGGUGUAGACCUCUGAACUUCUGUUGAACCUCAUGGAGUGUCUUCUGGCCCAGUCCUCAAGCCGAGCAGCAUCCUUCUGAUUGAAGCUCUGCCAUCUGGCACGCUGUCUCACCCUCCUAAUUUAAUGUCAUACGCAAACUUGUUAGCAUGUAGUCUCUUAUGUCCUUGCCCAGGUCUCUGGUGAGAUGUCGAUUGACAUGGGCCACAAAAUUAACCCCUCCAGGGCUGUCCUUGUUGCCGGCUGGUCUGGGGAUUCGGGCGGUUUUCAGCCCACCUCACUCCAUUCAUCCAGGCAGUAUUUCCUUCUGGAAGGCAUGAAAAUAAUACUUACCAACUCAGUAGAUUUAAUUGCUAUAGGUUUGGUAUGUGAUGAAAAUUAGUGCAAAUCAUUUGACAUUUAAAAACUUUUAAACAAUUUAAGAAGUUCUAACUUUCACUACAAAGACAUAUCCUUUGCUUUUCCUGUGCUUUCUCAAAACAUUGAUUUCUGUAUAAAAUACACAACCCUUAUGCUUUAGUUUCACAAUAGUGAACUGUACUUUCAAUUAGUACUUUAAAAGUGUACCUUAAUUCAUUCCCUGUUCUGGUACUGCAGAUAUGAUAGGGUAAAAAUAGUUAUUGUCAUCAAAUGUAAUACCUUAUAAAGAUUUAAAUAGCUUCAUUCCUAUUUUAGAUCUGUAUUAACAAAAUGGUAGAUUUUUCGGCAUAUUAGAAAUUGUUAUCUCGCUGGGAGAUUCAAUUUGAAUAUGAGUUGAUUUUCGUACAGUAUCACUGUGUUUAAAAAGUCAUGUAGGCACCCGUUCUAAUUUUAGACAGAUGUAAGUUGCAUGAAAUAAACUUUUCUGUAUUUGGCUUUAAAAGUGAACUCCCACUAUAAUACUUUUCUUCAUCUUACAAACAGUGUUACUUUUUUUUUACCCUCCUUUUGAACUUCUGACUCUAAAUGAGCUUGUACGGCAUUUAUGGGUUUUAUUUGAAUAGCACGCGCUAGGCACAUGUCAAGUAUUGCAGUAUGUAUACAUGACACAUUUUUGAAAGAUAUUGCCUUUAAUUCCCUACUGAACACUGUUGGAGCUUUAUGGAAGUGAAUUACACAAACGUGAAGGCACACUAGGAGCCAGCGCUGGUCCUGCCCUCACGGGCACCUGGUGAGGAGCUUGCAUCUGGGCCAUGCCCUCUGUUUCCCAUGGAGGUAACAAGGGAUUUUCUCACCCUCGAACCAGGCAGAGGGGAGGCCAGCGCAACGCAGUCUUGCUCAUAGAGUUUCUCUCCAAAAAUCUGUGUUUUUAGAAAUACCCUGGAAGGGAGGGGAGGUUCAUUUGCGCUUGCGCAAUACCCAAGAGGGCUGAAUAUGCCAGUUCUCCGUGAGUUUUGCAAAACUUGCUUUCACUGGCAAAGCUCUGUUAGUAUAGGGAAGGUUUGUGUGGUCUCCUUGUUUUAUAGGAUUUUGAAUGUUGUCUGGUGCAGAGAUAACACUCGCUGUUUAACAUGCCGUUAGCUGCAGUUGUAAUCUGAGGAAUUAACUCUAUUUUGUAGAUGUCAUUACUGGUGCUGGAGCUGCAUAAUGAAAGUAAGGGAGAGUUUUCAGAUUAAAUCCACAUGAAAGGAAAGGGUAUUUGUAUACAUGUGCUAAAAUGACAGGAGAGGUUAAGUUAGAGAAUUAGGCCCAGCUGGGGGGAAAAGAGUAAUGUUGAUAGAAGUGUGUAAGAAACAUUAGAAUGGCAUCAUGGGUCACCCUGGGUUAUAGGCAGACCUGGGAGAAAGCUAACAAAGUUUACUGUGUCAUAACCACUUACCUGGGCAGCUGCUGGGGCUGAAAAUACUGUCUUGGGUUUUCUUCCUGUCUGUCAUUAAAUAACAGUCGUCAAAAUAGUAUAAAACUUGAAUUUGUUCAUUAGACCAUAUAUUGAUAGAAAUUGAGGUAGGCAGGGAUACAGUGCCAACUAAGGUUUUUUUAUUAAUGUGCUCAAAAUUGAAAAGGUAUAUUUAAUAUAAAAAGUAGUAUAAUUUUCUACUUUACCAUCUGUGUUUACGUUUAUUAUAAUUCUGGCAUAAUUCAGAAGCAGUUUCAUGGAGAAAGGUCCUUUUUUUGGGGGGGUGGUUUUGAUUUUUUUUUUUGUUUGUUUGUUUUUAACAGAAGGAUCUAGACUAAGUGUGUAAAUAAAGGUUUAAUUAUUCCUGGGGAGGAUAUCUCCCUGUGCUCCGUUAGAACAGUGAAUGGCACCCACAAGAAUGCUGCAAAUCGCAGUAAGCUCAAAGAAAUGGCUUAUUUACAGCAAUUCAUUUUACUUUUGUAUUACAUAUUGUAAGGAGUCUGCUUACAAAAGCAAAUACAUUAUUUGCUCUUUAAACUAGAGAAUGUAAACCACCAUCAUUCAUUAGCUUCACUGUAAGCUGUGUCUUUCUUCUGCUACACUGAAAAUCCUGUUCAUAAAACAGGAUUUUUGUAUGGUAUUUCACAGGUUUAAAAAGCGAUAGCAAUGUACUUGUAGGUGUUUUAUAUACCCAUCUCCUUUGUCAAGUUCUGUGGCAUUAUAAACCCAUCAUUUAUUUUUUAAUUGUUUUUUUCCUUCCUUGCGAUCUUUGAAAAACCUCAGAAAAGGGAGAGAGAGACUGCAAUGGAGAACAGUGAAACUAGUCACAGCAGCUCUGUCAGUGGCACAGCUGUAACAAAAUAGAAAGUUUUCUAACUUUUAUGAAUUAAAAUGUCAUCAGAGCUGCUGAAUCCGUUUCAGGCAGGUUAUCUUAAUAGCAUUUUUCUUUCCACUGAUCCAUGACAGCAUGAAAAAGGGGAAGAUUGGUGGCAUUUGCUCAGAAUUAAUUCUGAAGGUGAAGGGAAGUUUUUAUUCCUUUUAUAAAUAAAAAUGACUGUAGCCAGCAUUUGGCUGAAGGUGUAUUGGUAAUGUGGACAAAGAGACUUACAUAUUUUAUAAAUAAGAAAACCAUGAAGUUGUAAUAUAUAAUCAGCAGUGUGUAAUAUAUUCUGUCUUGACGUAUGAAUAAUUAAUUGAAGUAUGGUAAAGGUACUUACACGUACUCCUGGAGCAAUGAUCCAGAUGUUGUCUCCUAUGAAACUAAAAUGUAUUUCCAUAUCGACUGCUACUUUUAAUGGUCUACAUUAAUAAAAGAGAGGUAUCUUAUGCUAAUGUAUAAUGUUGCUGGCCCAGAACAUUAGGGAUGCAAAAAGGGAAGGAGUAAGGAGAUUCCUUCAAAAAGUCAGAAGUGGGUAACUUAUCUUUUACGCCUGAGCAUCAAAAUGAUGUAAGUGCUAUACAAGAGCAGCACACAGUGAUAAAUAUUCAAACAGAACUAUUCUUCAUUGAUGUCCUUGUGCCAGUCAGCGUAGCCACGCUUGCAACACCUUUUUCUGAAGUUGCAUUACUAUUUAAUGGCGUGGGGGUUGAUUUGUCAGGUCCACCGAGGACAAUCAGCGUUAGAGUCAGGAUUGCAAACUCACAUUUCUUUUCUUGUAGUCCUGUGCUGAAUGCUCCCUCCCUUCCUUUGUUACAUUCACCUGAACAAGGAAUAUUACAGUAACAUUAACAAAAUUAAGUUUAAUUAAUAAGUUUAAUCCUCAGUAUUUUCCAGGCAAAGGAAAAUUGAGAAUAGCUUCUUCAACUGUGUUGAAGAAAUACAGACAAGCUCUUCAAUUAUCUUUGCAUUUGCUUAACAUUUUACAAAAAAAUUUGAGAUUGGAUCACCAAUAAUAACAUUAUACAUAAAUAUAUUAAACAUGCUUUGUCACCUAUUUUGAAGUCAACAUUUGAAAAUUGUUCCAAUUUGAGGUUAGAAAUUAGUUCUUUUUAGUUCUUGAAAUAAGUGUUACUGGUAUUCUUUAGUGGUUGAAAUGUAGUAUAACAAAUUCAGAUCACAAUAAAUUUUUUUUCAGCUGAGUCUCAAACAAGACCUGACUACUAGCUGAGAAAUAAAUGCUGAUGAGUGUAUUUUGCUAUGCAGGCAUAAAUGCAAAGAUCGCAACUUUUACCUUAGUUAAGCUUUCUCUCUAAUUAGCAAAAGCACUGUUCUUAUUCCUUUAUAAUUUUUUUCUAAACUAAUUAUUUUCAAACAUUCAUUCCUCACUAAGAAUUAAUUACAUGUGAAGUUUAAGUUCUAAAAAUUAAGCAAUGUUUGGAACUCGACAGACAUGAAGAGCAUGCUUUUUGUCUUGCACCUAAUGCUCAGAUCUCCCUAAAUCUCCACCUCUCAAUGGGGGGUGGACCUAUAGUGCUUACUCACGAAAAUGUCAUCGCUGGACCAAAAAGAAAUUUCAGUGGGCUUUUCCGGGUGGGAUUCUUCUUUGUAUAUUGAUUUGUGUCUAUGUUAUUUACUAUAAAACAUGUAAGAAAUCAAGCUGCUGGCAUCUGAUGUCUGAAAUCUUUUCCUCCACCAAAAUGCAUAGCAAAGUUCUUGUUCUUUAUCUGUUACUGCUAGAUUGUCUGAAGCGGAUACUUUAUUUAGCACGUAAAAAGCCAUCAUAAAAUUAAACUACUGUGGUAUCCAGAGAGAUCAUUAUGAUGGUUCUGUAUUAGGAUAUUAGGUAUAUUGUCUUUGUUGUAACCAGUACCAAGACUCUUCUUUGGUUCUUUAUCUACUUUCCUUUGUGUAAUUAACUGUUUCAUGAAUUAUGAUUUCUCCGUAUUUCAACAGCAAAGAAUUCUGUAUUUUCUCUCAUUGUUGCACAAAGUUAAUAUUGGGAAUUGGGAAUAAUGUCACACGUUUUGGGUGAGAUUAGAUCCCAUACGCACAUGUAUGAAAAGUAGUAAAUUUUAGUAUUUAUACCUUGCUCAGACUCUGAGAAUGCCAUUAGAAGAGUAAUAUUUAGAUUAGUUGUCAAUUUUACAUUGCCUUACCGAGCUUCUUUGCUUUUAACUGCCUUUAAUUUCAGAUAGGGAAACAGCCCUGCACCAAUUCUUUAGCAGGCCAAAAUGUCAAAACCUAAAUAGCUAAAAGAGCAUUCUUUGCUGAUUGCCCGUAUCCCUGUGCUCAUUCUACAAAAAAUAAACCCCCCGAAUAUGUUGAUUCCUUGUACGCCUCUUGUGUAGUAUACUUGUAAAAGGAGGUCCUCAGAGUCUUUCCACUGUGAUUAUGCUAUUAUGUCAGCUAGAAAGGUAUACAGAAACUCACUUCGCUGUUUUUAAGAUGAAUUUUAAAGGCAAAUAGUUGCUAUCUAGAAGCCUAACAUAUAAAGCCAGUGCUACUUUUGAGUACUGGGUAGACAGUGUCUCUUUUAGAGGGAAAUAAUUACUGACUGUAACUAGAAAGGGUAUGUGUUCCUAGGUGCACCAGACGAAUUUUUUGUUUUGCUUUGAAAGCAAUAGAAAAGUGUUACUUAAGGGAAAGAAAGAAAAUACGAAGCAUUUAUAUACCCAGCUACCCAAAUGUUGCAGAAGGCAUUAUUUUUGAGCACUGUAAUGUUAAACAUCACCUGCAGCACCCUUAAUUUUAUGCACAGAAGUUCACUGUGGACUUCCAUAAUGAGAUGAUGAAGAAAAGGUUACUGGAAAAAAACAGUCAGUACCAUAAUUUCUAAAUAACUCAAUAGAAUAUUGAUUUUGCAAAUAUUUGUUUCGAAAAUUGUAUAAGAUACUUAAAGUAUUGUGAUAUUUAAAAUCACAAGUUUGGUCCUUCAUAGCACAUUGAGUAAUUUAACAUUUAAAAAAAAAUCUUGAUUGAUCUUGAUUGCUUUCCUACAAAUGCAUUCAUUUGUGCUUGACUAUUCACAAGUUUGGGAUAUCUUUCAGAAUUAUUAUUCUUUACAUAUUAUUAAUUCUCACUCCAAAUACUGGCUGUAACCAUGCCUGUAAAAACAGUUCUAUUGCUUACAGUUGCUAAGCAUCAACAGCCGAGGAAUAACAUCAGUAGGAUAUUAUUUGUAUAUUCCAAAUCUAUAGACUUCUGUUGCACGUGCAAGAGUUAAUUGUCAAUGCACAUCUCAGAUUUUUUUUCUGCUUCAUCUGCUUGGACUCCGAUCUUGCACAGACAUCAAUACGUACUUAGCAUAAACAUUGCAAACAGCCUCAUUGAAUUCAGUUUAGAAGUUGUAGAUACUAAGGUCCAAAUGAAAAGGCUCAACACUGGCAUUCCUGAGAAAUCAAAACAAUUUCCUUGGUUACUAUAACCAGGCGUUACAGUACUUGAUUCCUAGAUGCUUAAACAAAUGCGCACCUGCACAGAUGAGGCUGAGGUGCUGUUGGUCCUCCAUGGAACUCGGUGAGCUUCCAGGUGAGUGGGUGAUCUAGCUGCCCAAAUCUACUGCAGCUGUAGGCCUAACCUACAGUCAAGGCUAGGUAUUCAACUAGUUACACUUAAGCUUAAUUUUGAACAUGUGCACUGUCUUGUGGAAGAUAAAUGUGUGAAACGCAGACGGUUUGACUGCUUGCCAGUCAGAGCAAUACAUCUGACUUUCCUUUGACUCUCUUGCAUUUUGGGACCUUAUUCUGGGGCUUGUAGUAUUUAAAAACCAGUUAACUUCAUGUCUCUGCAGAGCUCAAUUAUGUAUGACAUUUGGAAGAAAGAACAGGAGAUUAAAUCAAUGACAAUUCAUCAGAUUAACGUCUCACUCUGGCAAGCUUAAUUGUAAGAAUAUUUGCAAUUCCUACCCGUUUCCCUGUACUUUCCCCAGGACGGUGCCAGCCCAGAGUGAGGGUUGCUAGUACUGUAUGCCAAUCAAAAAAGGAGACCGAUCUUUCCGAUUUGCAAAGAAGGGCGUGGCUAACUAAGAGCAUGCUCCUAAUCUCAGCCUAGAAAAGCACGAAUGUGAGAAAGUGCCUCCCCGCUCUCCUUCUAGGCCUUAGCACAUAAAUAGAAUUGCUUUUUUUGGCAUAUCAAAUUCUCUGGCUACUUCAGAGACUGAACCUGGCCAGGAAGGAGCAGUAAAAAAACAGUUUUAAGUUCCCACACAGGGCAGCUGGAACACUUACUCCGUGUCUUUGCACUCAUGAGUUGGUUUCGAACAUAAUGUCGUAGUAAUCCAGAGCGCAGACGAGGCCUCAUGCUGACUACCUCUCAUGCAAUAAAAACCAAGCUCAUACAGUUGUUCAUGUUGAUUACAGUCGAGUGUCUUUUGGCCACACGAUUCAGGGAGGUGGUAGCGGGGGGACUAGUAAACAAAAGAAAUUAAUUUAAUUAAGACGUUAUUCCAGUGAUGUAUGCGGUAUACACAAUACCCAUAAUACGGACUCCAACUGAGGGAGGUCCUACAGCUUCUUGUAGGAAAUAAAGGUGAACUUGGCUAUGCUAUAGUUUAUGUUGUGCUCUACAAUGUAACAAAAGAUGUCAUCUGUUUCCUUCAGGCUGAGCCGGAUAUACCAGGAUAUUGUGUCCAAAAAACACACACACAAUUGUAUUUUUUUGAGGAAACAUGAUGCUCUUUUACCUGUUGCAAUGUAAUUGGAUAAUGCAUGUACAAAUGACUUGUUUAGCCUGCCAAUGAAUGUUGCUAAUGCCUUACCAAAAAAAAAAAAAAAAGCAUAUUUUUUGUAUUUUUUUCCUCAGAGGCAAAUCCAAACAAUGCUAGAUUUGGGAAACUGUUUACUGAAAAGCAUUUUCUAAUAGAUCUCUGAAGAAGUGCAAUUGUAUAAUUAUUAUUGUUCAGUGCAUACAGUACAUUGUCUCCAUCACUCUGUACACUGCUGCUAUUAGUGCUUGUUCUAAUAAAUCUCAA
Messenger RNA from Chroicocephalus ridibundus (black-headed gull), 14438 nucleotides. It is a transcript of the gene OSBPL6, whose product is annotated as oxysterol binding protein like 6. The record is from RefSeq and is a predicted model, not a curated record. The transcript has 25 exons. Bases 916 to 3714 code for a protein of 932 amino acids. Gene Ontology annotation, cellular component: cytosol; membrane; intracellular membrane-bounded organelle. Lineage: Eukaryota; Metazoa; Chordata; Aves; Charadriiformes; Laridae. Gene Ontology annotation, molecular function: cholesterol binding.